AUGGAAGGGGCCGGCUUGUGGGAUACGAUUCCGACUAUUGUGGUGAAAGGAGUGUGUAACUAUGCGGAUAGCCAUAAAAACAAGAAGUGGCAGCGUUAUGCUGCUGCCACCGCUGCUACCUGUACAAAAGGUAUACUGAAGGAAUGGUUUGGAAAACGCGUCGAGAAUAGAUUAGGUGAUCAACAAUAUUUGUCGUUUGUUCCGAUCGGUCCUUGCAUUGAGGUGAAAGGGCCAGCAGGAUGCUAUACCUUUCCUCUCUUGCCUGGUCAGAUGUUGGAUGGCGAGUCGUUGUGA
Molecule: messenger RNA, 294 nt
Organism: Penicillium taxi
Lineage: Eukaryota; Fungi; Ascomycota; Eurotiomycetes; Eurotiales; Aspergillaceae
Exons: 1
Coding region: 1-294 (97 amino acids)
Biological process (GO): nucleoside metabolic process
Molecular function (GO): catalytic activity
Source: RefSeq, a predicted model, not a curated record